GACGACGUUCCUCAGUCUUCGGGGUGGGCUCAGCGGCGCAGGCCGGGCUGCGCGGAGACCUGGGCAGUCAGCAGCGGCGGCUCUAGGGAGGCCGCGGCACCAUGGGGGGGCGGUAGGAGGGUGCCCGCAGGUGAGGCGAGCGGCGGCGGUCACCGGGCCGCGGUGCCGGCCGGCGGGGCCCGGGGGUGGGGAGGCCCGGGGCGGGGGUCGUCCCGGGCAGCGCGGGACCGCGGGAGGGGGCUCGCAGGCCCUCGGGGUGCAGGAGGCCGGGGUCGCCGCGAGGAGCCGCCGCCGGCCGCUGGGCCCCGUCUCCAGGCCGCUCGACGACGACGCUUCCGCGGGGGCCCCGCCUGAGGAGGACGCGGCGGCGGCGCCGGCGAGGCCGCGGGAGGCCGCGGAGGAUGGAGGAGCGGAAGGAGGAGGGCGAGGCCGAGAUCCAGGAGCACGGGCCGGAGCACUGGUUCUCCAAGUGGGAGCGGCAGUGUCUGGCCGAGGCCGAGCAGGACGAGCAGCUGCCCCCCGAGCUGCAGGAGGAGGCGGCGGCCGCCGCGCAGCCCGAGCACAAGCAGCAGAAGCUGUGGCACCUUUUCCAGAACUCGGCCACCGCCGUGGCCCAGCUCUACAAAGACCGAGUGUGUCAGCAGCCAGGACUUUCUCUCUGGGUCCCCUUCCAAAACGCAGCCACCGCGGUCACCAAUCUCUAUAAAGAAAGCGUGGAUACUCAUCAGCGAAGUUUUGAUAUUGGAAUUCAGAUUGGUUAUCAGCGACGCAAUAAGGAUGUAUUGGCUUGGGUUAAAAAGCGUAGAAGAACUAUACGUAGAGAGGAUUUGAUCAGCUUCCUGUGUGGAAAAGUUCCUCCGCCUCGAAACUCUAGAGCUCCCCCAAGACUGACUGUAGUGUCCCCUAACCGAGCUACUUCAACGGAAACUAGCUCAUCUGUAGAGACUGAUUUGCAACCCUUCCGGGAAGCCAUAGCUCUGCAUGGUCUUAGUGGUGCAAUGGCUAGUAUAAGCGUGCGUUCGAGUACCCCAGGCUCUCCUACACAUGUAAGCAGUGGAUCGAAUGCUAGUCGAAGGAGAAAUGGACUCCAUGAUGUCGAUUUGAACACUUUCAUAUCAGAAGAAAUGGCACUCCACUUGGACAAUGGUGGAACUAGAAAGCGUACCUCAGCCCAGUGUGGCGAUGUCAUUACAGACUCACCAACCCAUAAACGCAACAGAAUGAUCUAAACUGCAAACAUUUUCACACCCACCAUGCUGCUUGAAAGCCACUUGAUCCUCAACAUAUACUAUUAUUGCAAAGGAAACAUGAGGCCAUCUUCCCUCAUUCACUGUUUAAGAAAAGUGAAUUCUAUAGUGGUUGCCAUAAAAGGAAGUUCUAGGUAUUUGCAGUAGAUGCCUCUUGUAACUAUGGCUUUCUCAAAACUAUAAUCCUAGCAGAGGACAUCAGAUAAUUGUGUAGUCGUUAGCAAGAUCAUCAUAGGCAAACAUAUAUCCGUUCCAAGGCUAAAAGUGACCUUAACUGUAUUUAUUCUCAAAAGGGAAAGGAAAUAUCAGAUGUUUAUUUGAUGAUAGAAUGCCUUUUUUUUUUUUUUUUUUUUUUUGGGUCCUUCAUUUCCUGCUGUGUUGUCUUGAGUAUUUUGCUUCAGCAGUAUUGCCAGUUUCCUAAAAUUGUCUAAAACACGAUAUGGUUUCCUUGACGAAUCUGCAGGCUUCCAUUUUCACAGCAGCACUGUACCAUGCACCUGGUUUCUAUUUAGUAACAGUGUGCAACUUUGAAUUACGGGACUGUGCCCUGUUUUUAGUUUUCAAUGCAGUUUCUGAUUCUGGUGAUUGUGUGAUGUAAAGAGGUGCUAUGAAGGUCAUGCACUUAAUACUUAAUUUUGAAUCAAUACACAGAACUUUAUUGGAUUCACUUUGUGUGUAUUAGUGCUCUAAAAGUAGCAAUAUUAUUAAACUGCCCCAGAUUAACCCUGUAGGCUUAAAAAGAUUCAGUUUUAAGAUGAGUACUACUUUCCACGUGGGGCAGUGCCCUUCUGGUAAAUGUAAACAUGUAGACUGCAUUCACGGUGGCCUAACGUGGAGAGGUCAUGAAUUUUGCGAAUGGGCUUCCUUUUUCCUUAAUGCUAGUGAGAGGGAGAUGGAUGGGGGCUGUGGGUGGGAUGGGGUUUCAUAUUUCAUAGCCUUUUGUAUCCUGUUUCACUCUUCAUGAGUGCCCUAUUCUGUGCAGUUUCCAUUGGAAUGGGUGGAAGAUAAAGGCCUGUUAAAACUGCUAAUAAUGUGAUCACAGGUUAAAAUAGUAAAUCCAACUCUCCCAUACCUCCAGUUCCUCUCCCUAAAAAGUGCAGUCUGGGAUCUCAUUCUGGAAAAGAAUCGCAUGGAGGUUCUCUAGAUGUUAGGUCGACCUAAAUAAAAUUUCUCAGUAGAGUCCUCUUUUGAGUAAAUGUAAGACCUCUUGUAGCUACAAUGUUUUAGAGCAUGUUUCAUCUUCGUUUUUGAUAUCUUGAACUGAAUGGUAGUCUUCUUUAGAUGAAGAAUUGAUGUCAGCCUGCCAGAUACUGUAAUUUAUUCUAUCAUAUUAUUAUAUUAUAUAUCAAGUAGGACAGUGAAAAAUGUUUCCUUGCAAACUUGUAGUCCAGUAUCAGUUAAUUCCUGUUUUUAUCCUUAAAAGACCAUUGCAGAUCAGUGUAAGGGUUUUUCCAGUAAUUACUCACAGCACUUUGUUAAAGUUUGCAAUUUCUUCGACCGUCUAAUAAUAUCUUUCUGUGAAGAAACUUUGCUGAGUAAACCAUAAUAUUCAUUGACUGGGUGGGAUGUGAAUGGAAUAUUAGAAAUGUGUGAAUUGAAGUUCUGUAUUCAUUAUAGAUAUAGCCCUUAUUUAAAAAAGUGAAUUCCAUACUAAAACUAGGAACGUUAAGUGAGGUAUUUCUAAAUUUUUGUAAAAGUGAAAUCUUUUUUUUUUGUUUGCAUAUAAUAGCAGGAAGAAUUAUAGCAACCUGUCAUAUUUUACCUGAAAUGGACAAGCCUAUGUAUUAUGAAUACUUUCAGACUUCCCUUUUGAAUAUACCAAGAAAUGCAUUUGGAAUUCUCUUUGUUUUAUUAUUGUUGUAAAUUUAGAUUCUGGAACUGGGGUCUGGUGGUGUGAUGUGUUGCUCGCGAAUGGCCAGAGCUCCUAUUCCUAAAUGAUUUUGAGAUCGAAGAACACAUAUUUAAUCUCCCCCCGGGCCUUGGUUCUAGUUCCUCUUUCCAAGUUGAAUAACAUUUUUUUUGUUGUUUUUAAGUUGGUGCUCUGAAGCUUAAUCUCAGUACCCUUUACUCUCAGUUGUCAAAAGUUUUGAUAAAACAUGUGCCAUUUAAUUUGGUGAGAGAAAGCAGGUCUUAACGUCUGCCAGAACGCAAUUUAUAUGCCUUAUUGGCUCCAUUAAACUUUUUAAAAACUUUAGCAUUUGUUACUUUUUUCUAUUUCAUAUGAUCUCAAAUGCUAGUUAUCACCUCUUGGAACUUCUUCCCCUUUCUCUGUUCCAUUGCUGUAACUAACCCUGAGAUCCACAAGUAGAAAAGGAAAUAAUUUCUCUUAUGAAAACUGAGGUCUGGCAGCUAGACUUUGAAGCCUUUUUUUGUGCCAGUUUAGAUGCAAAACAAAUCAUGAAGAUUGCAAAUUUGUGUGGUACUUUUUUUUUCUUUUUAAUAGCUUUGACAUUUUUCAGUCUCUUGAACAAAGCCUGAAUUUGAGUUUGGGGGAACAGAACUUCUCUUCAUUUUAAGCUUGAUUCUUUGAUUCUUCUAAAAUUCAUAACUCAUUAGUUCUGUUCCGUCCCCCUAACUUGACAUGAGUGGGUUCAAUACAUCCUUAUUCUGCUGCGUUCUGAGCAUGACUAUAUAUAAAGUUAAAAAUUCACAACAUUUAGUAUUUUAUAGAGCAAAAUUAAUGGAAAGCAUUUGGCUGAAUCUAAACAUCUUCAGUCAAAUUCUUCAGUGUGGUUCACUCAACUGGAGCAGUAGUAUACACCUUCGAUCAUAAAACUAAUAAAUAAUUUUACAAAACCAAAA
Choloepus didactylus (southern two-toed sloth) is the source of this 4049-nucleotide messenger RNA. RefSeq names its product chromosome 21 C16orf72 homolog (gene HAPSTR1). The record is from RefSeq and is a predicted model, not a curated record. Lineage: Eukaryota; Metazoa; Chordata; Mammalia; Pilosa; Megalonychidae. Bases 402 to 1229 code for a protein of 275 amino acids. The transcript is spliced from 4 exons.